AAGUUGAAUAAAGAAAUGUAAUUUAAAAAGUGGAUUUAGAAAUAGAGAUGAGAUGAGAGAGGGUUUUAUAACGCAAACGCAAUCCGCAAUCCAUUGAUUGAUUGAAUCUGAGAGAUGGGGUUGCAGAACGAGUUAAACGACGUGUGGUCAGGGUCGAUUCCGCUGUUGGUGUUGGCGCAGGUAGCGACGUGCGUCAACUACCUCCGCUCCAUGCUUCUGGCGCUGCUGCAAUCGCUGGGGCUGUGCAGAUUCCACGGCGACCAGACCGUGGACGAGACCUUCCUGGCCGCAGUCGGAUCGGGCCUCGCCGGCCUCAUCAUGCUCGCCGAUCAGCUCGCCCUCACCAACCAAUUCUGCUACGAGGGCUGCGCCGGCGCCGACCACCGCUGCGUCUUCUGCCAGAGCACCCUCAAGGACGGGGAGCAGGUCCGCAUGCUCCCCUGCCGCCACGUCUUCCACCGCGGCUGCUUCGACGGCUGGCUCCACCGCUACAACUUCAACUGCCCCCUCUGCCGCUCCCCCCUCUUCUCCGACGACCGCCUCGCCCUCACCCAGCGCCGCCUCGGCCACCAACUCAUCUCUUGGUUCUCCCUUCACUGAUCCCAAUUUUACUUUACCCGUACCCUUACCCUUACCCUUACCCUUACCCUUAGCCUUAGCCUUAGGGCACUUCUUUUUAACGCUAUUUUUUUAAGGAUUUUCUACUGUCCCACUAUCCUUUUUCACCUCCUCUAAAUUUUCUACUCCUAUUCCUAUCUCUUUAUGCCCAAUAAUUCCAUAUUUUAUUUACAAACAAACAAACAAACAUAAUUUUCUCUUUUUCAAUACUUACUCGCUCGCUCACUUCUCAUUCACCCUCUACCUUUUCCCAUUAACAGCAAAAAUUUUAAAAGCUUUUCUGGAAAUUGAGUAAAAUAGUCAAACGACAAGUUGAAGUAAAUAAAUGGCCUUGCGCAUUUUUCUAAACUGCCAAACAAAAUUCUUGUGAAACAUGGAAUCGUAUAUACGCAAGUGCAAAUUAUUGAGUCCUCUGUUAUUUUUUUUAUUUUGGCCGUUGAUUUUUGUUAUUGUAUUUUUAACUGAAAAAAUAAUUGUAAAACUACAUGUAUGUUUGGAUUUGUUUUUGUAUAGUGGUUUAAUUGAAGUGAAAAUUAGUUGGGAGAAAUGAAAAAGAGGUUGGGAGUGAAAUUGGGGUGAAUAGUAGUACAGUUAUGAAUGAGGUGGUGAUGACUGAUGAGCAUUUUCCAUUCCAAAUUGGCAAAAGGGUGUAGCAUAGCAUUGAAUAAAGAGCAUAGGGUGCGUCGCAAGUAUCACGUCACCAUUAAAAGUGAGUUGAGGUGUCACAGCUACAGACCUACAGCUACUACAGACCAACUUAGGCUGCGAUUCGUUCAUUAGUUCUGUGGCUACCACUGCUACCAUCAAAAUCUAUUUAACCAACUCUACUUAUAUAUAAUUUCCUUUUGAGGAAAUUUAUUUAUUUCUCGCUUAGUUUUUCUUUUAUAACAACAACUGUCAAGAGAUUUGUUUAGACACUUUAA
Messenger RNA from Cajanus cajan (pigeon pea), 1541 nucleotides. RefSeq names its product E3 ubiquitin-protein ligase RHA2A. Gene Ontology annotation, molecular function: ubiquitin protein ligase activity. Lineage: Eukaryota; Viridiplantae; Streptophyta; Magnoliopsida; Fabales; Fabaceae. Gene Ontology annotation, biological process: protein ubiquitination. The record is from RefSeq and is a predicted model, not a curated record.